CGUGGUGUGGUUGGUUAUCUUUGUUUUAUUCGGUAUAUCCUCACUACAUAAUAUCCGCACAGUUCAAAACAUUAUAGAGGCAUCGGUACGAUCUUCAUUGACGUCAUUGUCGUCGAGUGUUUUGCACAAUGAGUACUCCAGUGAAAAAAGUUCCAAUUCAUUUACAGAGCGCACAAAAUCGAUUACUUAUUAAAAAUGGUAAACUUGUUAACGACGAUGAAAUUGCCGAAGACGACAUCUACAUCGAAGAUGGGGUAAUUAAACAGAUAGGAAAAAAUCUCAUUAUACCCGGCGGUACCAGGGUAAUCGAUGCUAGGGGACGCUACAUUCUCCCAGGAGGUAUCGACCCCCACACUCAUUUCGAAUUCGAAUUUAUGGGUACCGUGUCUGCUGACGAUUUCUAUCAGGGUACGAAAGCUGCAGUUGCAGGAGGCACCACCACUGUCAUUGAUUUUGCCUUUCCAAAAAAAGGGGAGUCCUUAUUGGAUUGCUUCUAUAAAUACAGGCAAAAGGCUGACGGCAAAGUAUGCUGUGAUUAUUCUCUACACGUUUGCCUUAAUCAUUGGUCGGAACAAGUUAAACAUGAUAUGGAAGUUUUGUGCAAAGAGCAUGGCGUUAACUCAUUUAAAAUGUUCAUGGCGUAUGAUUUUAUGCUAAAUGAUGGAGACUUGUAUAGUGCUUUUGACCAUAUUCGAACAUUAGGAGGUGUUGCUCAAGUUCAUGCAGAAAAUGGUUCCAUUAUUGCCAAGAACGUAGAAAAACUUAAAGCCAAAGGCAUUACAGGCCCCGAGGGUCAUGAAAUGUCUAGACCAGAAGAUGUGGAAGCUGAAGCUGUUAAUAGAGCGUGUGUUAUUGCAAACCAGGUAGAUUGUCCGUUGUAUAUAGUGCAUGUGAUGAGUAAAUCUGCGGGAUUAGCAUUAGAUCAGGCAUGCAAAAGGGGGACCCGCGUAUAUGGAGAGACUUUAGCUGCCGGAUUGGCAACAGAUGGGAGACAUUAUAAACACGAAUGUUUCCAUCACUCUGCUGGCCAUAUACUUAGCCCCCCUCUUCGACCAGAUCCCCAAACACCGUUUCAUUUAAUGAAUUUCUUAGCACAAGAUGUACUGCAAGUAACAGGCAGUGAUAAUUGCACGUUUACCAAAGAACAAAAAGAGCUGGGUAAAAAUGAUUUUACAAUGAUUCCAAACGGCGUGAAUGGAGUAGAAGAUCGUAUGAGCAUUGUUUGGGAGAAAGGAGUCCAAAGUGGUAUCAUAGAUCCAUGUCGAUUUGUUGCUAUUACAAGUACAAAUGCUGCCAAAAUAUUCAACUUAUACCCCAGAAAAGGCUGUAUAGCUGUCGGAUCAGAUGCUGAUGUUGUUAUUUGGAAUCCAAACGCUACAAGAGUUAUAUCUGCCAAAACACAUCACCAUGCAAUCGAUUAUAACAUAUUUGAGGGUAUGGAAUGUCAUGGAGUUCCAGAGUAUGUCAUAGUAAACGGAAGAGUUUGUGUCGACGAGGGGCAGCUCAGAGCUGUACAGGGUCAUGGUCGUUUUGUAGAAACACCCAUUUAUCCACCCUUUAUUUAUGAACCUAAUAAAGUUCAAUAUUUAAAGCCAGAGAAAAAUGGAACUUCUGAAGUGGACCAUUUAGAUUUAUAUAAGGUUGAGAUUGAAGAAAAGGUAUGUCCGACACCCACUCUUCCAGAGUCUCAAGUGAGCACUCCAUCAUGUAGAGCACCUAGACCAGAGGGGCAAAGAAACAUCCAAGAUUCUACGUUUUCUAUAAGCGAGGAGCUAGAUGUGGAAAGAAAGUCGUGUAUCCGUGUAAAAAAUCCUCCUGGUGGAAAGUCUUCUGGAUUUUGGUAAAAAAAAUCAACCACCACAAUGUGUUCGCUUAUGUAAUGCUUUACAGUAAUAUCAUUAUUAUUAAAAAAAAUACCAAAGUUAUAAAACAAUUUUUCUAUAAUUUUCUUAUAGUAGUCACUUAUUUCAUGAAUAUAGAUAAUUAUUUUAAACUAACUUUUUAUAGGCAUUAUAGCGAUUGACUUUUAGAAUUAAUAUAAUUUAAUCAAAUUAUUUAUUUCGUUGUUUUAUAUUGAUGUUAUGUAGAUUAUUCUGGAAGGUUGUUUAUAUGAUAAACGUAAAAAAAAUAAUUGCUUUAAUAAUUUCAUUUUCAAAUCAGUUUAUCUAUCAAAUAGAUAGAAUAACAUAUAACAUACAGUUUAUUAAAGCUAGUGUCUGUUAAAUUUAAUUAAAGAAACAUGGUGGAGUUAAAUGUUGCUUGAGCUGAUAUAGUAAUUUAAAAAUUAGAAUUAAUAUGAAUAUUAAAUUAAUUAAUUUUAUUAUAGUAAUAUGUUAAGUGUUUAUUAUUUUAUAUUAUGAUUUAAGUUGUCAUUAAAUUAUGGUACAAAUCAAGAUAUUUUAUGUCUGCAAUAGCUGCUCUAUAACCUAUAAAUUUUAAUAAUUUUUAGAGGACUUUUGUACAUUAAUUAUGACAUUUCUUUUCACAGUAAUUGCCUAAGCAUUAUAAAUGCUUAACAGGUCGAUCAAAUUGAAAAUUUAGGAUAUAGUGACUUUGUAUGUCAACUCUGACUAUAUAUUAUUAACAAAU
Molecule: messenger RNA, 2589 nt
Organism: Aethina tumida (small hive beetle)
Lineage: Eukaryota; Metazoa; Arthropoda; Insecta; Coleoptera; Nitidulidae
Product: dihydropyrimidinase
Exons: 8
Coding region: 129-1844 (571 amino acids)
Biological process (GO): pyrimidine nucleobase catabolic process
Cellular component (GO): cytosol; cytoplasm
Molecular function (GO): dihydropyrimidinase activity
Source: RefSeq, a predicted model, not a curated record